AUGGCCAGUGAGUACCAUGGACACAUUGACGGCCAUGUUUUCAUUCCUGCCCCACGGUCAGGCGACAUGAUGAACUUCAACUUCGGGGGAUUCACCCCAGUGAAUGGCGAAAACGCGGGCUCUUCUCGACUGUUCCAUUCAGACGAGACCCCGACCUCGUGGAUCGGUGAGAAGUGCGCAGGACCAGCUGGUCGCGCUACCCUCAUCGGUCUGGGCGGUGUAGGGUGCAUGCAAGCACAAAGGCACGGUUCGAAGAAGCAUACAGAGGUAUUUCGGACUAUGGUCCUAGACAAUGCGGACGACGUUGAAGCGUUCUAUCCAAAGCGAAACUAUGUACGAGGAGAUUCACAGGGCAUACUAGCGUCACUGGCGGCUUUCAUACCUCAGGCUAACAACGGAUCGACCCUAAUCACGUCUCGAAGUAGGGAUACAGCGACCCGGCUGACAGGAAGUUCCAAGAACAUCAAAGCGGUUCUCGCCAUGGAUGAAGGCCAAGCUUUGCAGCUUCUCCGGAACAAACUCGAGGACAGCUCAGAUGAAGCUGGCACAGCAGAUCUACUCAACGCCCUUGAUUACAUGCAUUAG
Messenger RNA from Lindgomyces ingoldianus, 585 nucleotides. RefSeq lists its product as uncharacterized. The record is from RefSeq and is a predicted model, not a curated record. The transcript has 4 exons. The coding region runs from base 1 to 585 and encodes 194 amino acids. NCBI's taxonomy places the organism in Eukaryota, Fungi, Ascomycota, Dothideomycetes, Pleosporales, Lindgomycetaceae.